GAGAAGAGCUGGCUCAGCUGGGAGAAAGGCAGAGAGAAUGGCAGAGUCCGGGACCCUGCCCACUGGCUUCGGGGAGCUGGAGGUGCUGGCCGUGGGGACGGUGCUGCUGGUGGAAGCUCUUUCUGGCCUCAGCCUAAACAUCCUGACCAUCCUCUCUUUCUGCAAGACCCCAGAGCUGCGGACCCCCAGCCACCUGCUGGUGUUGAGCUUGGCGCUGGCCGACACUGGGAUCAGCCUGAACGCCCUCGUUGCAGCCACGUCCAGCCUCCUCCGGCGCUGGCCCUAUGGCUCAGAAGGCUGCCAGGCUCACGGCUUCCAGGGCUUUGCCACCGCACUGGCCAGCAUCUGCAGCUGCGCAGCCAUCGCCUGGGGGCGCUAUCACCACUACUGCACCCGCAGCCGGCUGGACUGGAACACGACCGUCUCCCUGGUGCUGUUCGUGUGGCUGUCCUCUGCCUUCUGGGCGGCGCUGCCCCUCCUGGGCUGGGGCCACUAUGACUAUGAGCCGCUGGGGACCUGCUGCACCCUGGACUACUCCAGGGGGGACAGAAACUUCACCAGCUUCCUCUUCACCAUGGCCUUUUUCAACUUCCUCCUGCCCCUCUUCAUCACAGUCGUAUCCUAUCGGCUCAUGGAGCAGAAACUCGGGAAGACCAGCCGUCCCCCGGUGAACACCGUCCUGCCAGCCAGGAUGCUGCUGCUCGGCUGGGGCCCCUACGCGCUCCUGUAUCUGUACGCCACCAUCGCGGAUGCAACCUCCCUCUCCCCCAAGCUGCAGAUGGUGCCCGCUCUCAUUGCCAAGACAAUGCCCACAGUCAACGCCGUGAACUAUGCCCUGGGCAGCGAGAUGGUGCACAGGGGGAUCUGGCAGUGCCUUUCGCCACAGAGGAGAGAGCGCAACCGGGAGCAGUGAGCCUCGCUGGGGGGCUGCCCAGACCCAGGCCCACCCAGGCCUUCCUGGACUGAGCCCCUGCCUGGGGAGUCCUGUCCAGCAGCCUCAGGAGCCAGGCUCCAGACACUCACCCUUCAUCCCUGAUGGCCCUUUGAGCCUGGCCCAAGGCCGGACACAGGGGAUUCAGAGAAAAUCCAGACUGCAUGGAACAAGCCCGGACUUUGGAGCCACACGGACCUGUGUUGGCCAUAGCUGAAAGACCUUGGAAAAGUCACACUCUCUGAACUCAGCUUCCUGGCCCCUAACGGAAGGAUGUUAAUAUGGACGUUGGGUCUGCCAUGAAGCUUGAGUGUGAUAGCGUAUACUCACAUGCACAUAGACGCUGCUGCUCAUUAGUACAACUCUUAGGAUUCAGAGACUUACAUAGAAAGGGGUGAAAGUCCAGGUUUGUCUGUGGGAGCUCAACCCAGGCUGCCAGCAUUCAAACACCUCUUAUUAAAUCGUGAUCUCAUACAGGUGACUUACACUU
Odocoileus virginianus texanus is the source of this 1421-nucleotide messenger RNA. RefSeq names its product retinal G protein coupled receptor (gene RGR). Gene Ontology annotation, biological process: phototransduction; G protein-coupled receptor signaling pathway; visual perception. Gene Ontology annotation, molecular function: G protein-coupled photoreceptor activity. The record is from RefSeq and is a predicted model, not a curated record. NCBI's taxonomy places the organism in Eukaryota, Metazoa, Chordata, Mammalia, Artiodactyla, Cervidae. Gene Ontology annotation, cellular component: plasma membrane.